Microthlaspi erraticum is the source of this 297-nucleotide messenger RNA. The record is from the annotation of a GenBank genome assembly. Lineage: Eukaryota; Viridiplantae; Streptophyta; Magnoliopsida; Brassicales; Brassicaceae.
AUGCUCUUCCCCCUCUGUCUCUCAGUCUCUUCCCGACGCUCGGCUUCGGCGGCGACUCUCGCCGCUUCCUCCAUCUCGCCACCUCGACCACCUUCUCGGCCUCAGCAGCGGCCGUCGCUUCAUCCACGCCGUCUUCCUGCGACGCUCCGCCGCAUCCGCUUGGAUGGCUCCACCAAGAAGCCUCUCCGGACGAGCGGAGGAUCGCGUCUGACGCGCAAUCGAAGCAAUCGUCUCAUCGCCGUCAUCCAUGGCGAUGCCCUUUCCCUUUCUGUCUUUGGAUUCAUCUCAAUUGAAUGA